Molecule: messenger RNA, 603 nt
Organism: Dichotomopilus funicola
Lineage: Eukaryota; Fungi; Ascomycota; Sordariomycetes; Sordariales; Chaetomiaceae
Product: ras-related C3 botulinum toxin substrate 1
Exons: 6
Coding region: 1-603 (200 amino acids)
Biological process (GO): regulation of cell shape; cortical cytoskeleton organization; establishment or maintenance of cell polarity
Cellular component (GO): cytoplasmic vesicle; cell projection; cytoskeleton
Molecular function (GO): protein kinase binding; GTP binding; GTPase activity
Source: RefSeq, a predicted model, not a curated record
AUGGCUGCGACUCAGUCAAUCAAGUGUGUUGUCACAGGUGACGGUGCUGUCGGCAAGACGUGCUUGCUCAUCUCCUACACAACAAAUGCAUUUCCCGGCGAAUACAUCCCGACAGUGUUCGACAACUACUCGGCGAGCGUCCAAGUCGAUGGGAACCCAAUUAGCUUGGGGCUGUGGGAUACCGCAGGACAAGAGGACUACGAUAGACUGCGACCUCUGUCGUACCCCCAAACCGACGUCUUCCUGAUUUGCUUCUCUCUGAUCGCCCCCCCAUCGUUUGACAACGUGGCAACCAAGUGGUUCCCCGAAAUCAACCAUCAUGCGCCCGGCAUUCCCAUCAUCCUGGUCGGCACCAAGCUCGAUAAGCGGGAGGACAAGGAGACCAUCGAUAAGCUAGCGGUCAACCGCAUGGCCCCGGUCACGUACGAGAUGGGCUCCAAGUGCGCCGGCGAGAUCGGUGCCUACCGAUACGUCGAGUGCUCGGCCCUCACCCAGCUGAAUCUCAAGUCGGUGUUUGACCAUGCGAUCCGGGCUGUGCUCAACCCCAACAAAGGGACGGAUUCGAAGCCCCCGAAGAAGGGCCCCAGGUGCCUGAUCCUGUAA